Messenger RNA from Petromyzon marinus (sea lamprey), 868 nucleotides. Its product is annotated as progonadoliberin-2. Lineage: Eukaryota; Metazoa; Chordata; Hyperoartia; Petromyzontiformes; Petromyzontidae. Gene Ontology annotation, molecular function: hormone activity. The record is from RefSeq and is a predicted model, not a curated record. Gene Ontology annotation, biological process: multicellular organism development. Gene Ontology annotation, cellular component: extracellular region.
GUCGAUUUGCAUUCAUUAUUCAUUAUCAAUCACUAAGAGAGCCCUGGGGAAUUGUGUCUGAUUAAGGCUCACUUUUGGGGAGCGGUAUAUAAAGGUGAGCAGAUCUCACGUACACGUACGCUCCGCAUCAACUACCGAAACAGAUUCCUCUCCGAGCUCGUCUUCGCGCGGUGGUUUAUUUUCUCAACAGACCGUCUGGAAUCAUCACAGGUGAGCGCCUUCGUUCAGAAGCCACACUCGGCUGCUGUAGAGAUGGCACUGCGCGGUCAAAGCCUGGUUCUGCUGCUGCUGGCGUCGGCGCUGCUGGUGUCGCUGACGCACACACAGCACUGGUCCCACGACUGGAAACCCGGAGGGAAACGCGACCUGGAGGCCAUGAGACCACUGCUGGAGCAGGAGCUUGAGGCGCCGAACAGCGCGUUCGAAUGCGACGGACCCGAAUGCGCCUUCGCUCGAGUGCCGACUGGUGAGCUCGUCAGGGAGAUCGUGAGUUACCUCUCGCAGAAGAAUUAUCAAAGGAAAGUUCUGAAGUAAAAGCCCCGCGUCUCAAGCUGCAGAUGAAGACAAUCAACGCUCCCGACAAUUCGAGAAGUUCCUCGAGAGCGCCACGUGACACGAACCCUGUCAAUGAAAUGCCCUCGCUGUGGUCUGUGACGUCUCUUAGACCCUUUGUGUUUAUUUAAUUCUUCAUCGCCGCUCAGCGUAUCGUCAACAUGACCGUGGCCAUAUGCGUUUAUGUGCACCAUACAUAGUACCGUGUUCCAGAGUGGCUGUGUGUAGGUGGCGUACACUUUGUUAUUAUUGGUCACGAACAGGCCACGCGUAACAACAAGGCGUUGUCCGUGAAUAAAGUUGUUAUAAGCGAUGA